Molecule: messenger RNA, 4823 nt
Organism: Gigantopelta aegis
Lineage: Eukaryota; Metazoa; Mollusca; Gastropoda; Neomphalida; Peltospiridae
Product: lysophospholipid acyltransferase 7-like
Exons: 7
Coding region: 1-1404 (467 amino acids)
Biological process (GO): lipid modification; phosphatidylinositol biosynthetic process
Cellular component (GO): mitochondria-associated endoplasmic reticulum membrane contact site; membrane
Molecular function (GO): lysophospholipid acyltransferase activity
Source: RefSeq, a predicted model, not a curated record
AUGGAGCUGUCAGAUGAUACAAUUUAUGGGGCAAUCUUAAUAUUUUCGAUAAUUUUUGGUGUUUUUAUUAAAUCUGUAAAGGGGUUAGAGCAAAAAAAAUACUUAUCUAGUUCAGUGGGCCUUGUAACGAUUUUAUUAAUAUGUCGUAUACACACAAUCCAUUCAGUUGUGACGGUUGUUGGAAGUUGUGUCAUUUUAAAACUCACGUCAUUCAGAUGGUGUCACGUGGUGAUGUUUGUAUGGUGCUUUGGUUAUCUGGCCUUCUUCCGGACGGUGCAUUGGUUUGGUCUGCCGAUGCCCAACCCUCUAUCCAAUGCAGUCCAGCUUUUACUCACACUUCGCAUGGUAGGUUUGGCAUUUGAGAUUCAUGACAGUCGAAAGAUGGAACAAGAUCAUGACAACAGUGAGAAGACCGAUCGAGUGCUCAUUCAGAAAUAUGUCCACAUUAAGCCUUCUGAUUCAGACAUUGUGUGUUACGCAUAUUGUUACAUUGGAAUACUUACAGGUCCAUAUUACAAGUAUCGAACCUAUUACGACUGGCUGGACAACUCUGCAACUGAUCAGAUAGCGACUUGGCGGCCAUUUCUGUCCAAAGUGAAGCCGGUUCCUGUCGUCAUAUUUUGUUUCUACUUUGUCACACGUUUCUUCAGCAUUCAAUAUGUGGACACGAAUGAUUUUGCACAUGAACCAUUCUGGUUCCGUCUGUUCUACAUGGUUCCCAUGUUUAUUAUGUUCCGCACUCGCCUCUACUCAGCAUGGAUUUUGUCGGAAUGUAUGUCAAUCACUGCAGCACUUGGAGCCUACCCAAUCAAAUCAAAGCCAAAGUGUGGAACUGGUCCAACAGAUCUUCAAGCUCUUGAUGACAUAAAAACCCAGUCUUCAGACAAGACUGUAGAGUAUGAUUUUGAGACGGUUCACAACUUGAAUAUCUAUGGCUGUGAGCUGGCACCCACCACACGAGAGGGACUCAGGAGUUGGAACAUGACAGUACAAUACUGGUUAGCUGCGAACGUCCAUCACAGAAUACCAAAAUCACUCAAAGCAUUCCGAGUGUUGAUCACUAUGAGCGUCAGUGCAUUUUGGCACGGCAUCCACCCUGGCUACUACCUCAGUUUUCUCACCGUUCCUCCGAUACUGAUGGCUGAGGAAGCCAUGACGAAUGCAUUCCGCAAGGGGGCAUCUGAGAAGCAACAGAAAUUAUUCGACUUCGGCUGUUGGUUUUUCAAGAUGCGUGGAUUUGACUAUAUGUGCAUGGGUUUUCUGUUGCUAAGUUACAAAUCGACAAUCAAAUAUUGGAUGUCAAUCUAUUUCCUAGGACAUAUAGUCAUAGUCAUGUUUCUUAUCAUUGGAAAUGCUGCACGCUAUUUAUGGCCAAAAAGAACGAAAUUGGACAAGAAAGAUUAGUGCAGUAAUAUGAAGUGUCAAAUAGCUUUUAAUAAAACUAUUAUCUUUGUUAUGUAGUAAAUAGAAAGGCACUUCUUGGCCAAUAGUGGUUGCAUUGUUUAUAACUGCUAAUGUACGUUUUAUGUCAUUGAAUUAGAGAAUAUUUGACUGUUUUUGGUGAUGGAAUACAUCAACACUACGCACUCCAAGAUAAUAAGAUAGAGUCCUUGAAGCUGUCUCAACAAAUUUGGUGUAAUCUGGAUUUCAAUGUAGACUGGCAGCACCACAUUAAGUCCAUUCAGUGAAAAUAGCUUGGCUAAAAUCAUCCAAAUUCAGCACUGUUGUGCGCAGAGGUAGAGUGUGCAGUCUGCAGCAUGCAGUUUCUAGGUGUGUUUUGUUUCCCCACUAAAUAUAUUGAACAAAAAGAAAAUUUGCUUUGAGCCGGGGAGGUUUUGACAUGUGCCUGACUGUAUAUCUGUGCAUUUCAUCAGUAACUCUUGAAUCUGGUUUUAGAAUUCACUGUAUGUGUCUUUCUACAUGUAUGCUUGUUAGCUUAUCCUGUAGUAGGUCUGAUGUGGACAGUACAUCCAGAAGCCAUGUAUAAAGCCUUAAAAUUUUAUUUAAAACGUAAAACAAACCUACGGUCGACGAUAACGUCUCUUUUGGCACUCUUGCUUUGGCUUUGUACACAAUAAAUAUAACAUAUCUUACCAUAAUUUCACUUAAAAUUCAUAUUUCGGAAAAAUAGAAUAUUUUCAUUGCAAGUUUUUCUUCAAAUGGUCCAUUGCAUUUAAUUUAAUAUGUUCAAACAAAAACAUUUUAAUAGCAAUUUUGCAUUGGAACUUUUUCAGCAUUAUUGAAUGGAAACGUCAAGCACCAAGUUUAUUGUUAUUGUAAGAUGUAAAGUGACGUCAUUCAUAUUCAGAAUUAGCUAUAUAUUACAAUGCUUCACCACAUUAAAUUUAAAAAAAAAGGUUUACUUACCAUGACCGGUCAAAAUGGUUUCGAGAGCAAUUUACUUGUCGGUAUGUUUUUAUUUUUCAUAAUUUUAGACAAAAUAUUAAAAGUUUUAAAAGAUGAAAUAUAAAAAGCACCAUUUGUCAAAUAUAUCAUAUAAAAUGUUUUUACCACUAAGUAUGUUAUAUUUAUUGUGUACGAAGCCAAAACAAGGGUGCGAAAAGUGAAGUCGUCAACCUUAAUUUUAUCUCAAAACCAGCAUACUGCAGUGAAGUAAUUUUUUAAAUUUAUACAAAAUAUAUCAAAAGUUUCUGAAUUAUGUAUUAUAUCAAAAUGUAUCCAGCAUAUCAAAAGCUGUGGUACCUGUGUGAACAUGCAUAUACAAGACAUUGUGCAAGGAGUAAGCUACUUAAUAUAUGUCAGUGAACAAAGUCAGUAUUUUCUGAAACAAUCUAGAUCAGGUAUGACAAAUUAAUUUACUUUGUUUGACAGCUGGUAGCUAUUGAUUAAACAUUCCUUUCCUUUAGAGGCCCGUGGUUAUGAAAAUUAGUUUGAGACUUGGCUCAGUAAUCAUGCAAUGAUGUAGAACUUAAACUGAAUGACAUUGAGUCUUGCAUCUUAACACACUGGUCAAAAGAAACAGUUUUUACCUAACACAGAGCAUUCCUCAUCAAAAUUAAUUCCAUUUUUGUUGGGAAUUGUUGAAAGCAAACUUUACAUUAAAAAUUUUUUGCUGUCAACUACAUGUAUUUAAAUAUUUUGUAUUUUACUUUUGAUGUUUUCUAAAACUGUUGCAUAUUAAACAAUUUGUUAAAACACUGCCUGCUUCAGAUAGUAAAUGAUGCCCAGUGUUGUUUACUAUCAGUGAUAUUUUCUGGGCUUCAUAUUAAAGGUUUUACAGGACAUAAUGUGAUAAAGUUCCAAAUUUGAACACUGCACACAGCUUUUUAUGACUGAAAUUGUUCAAGUUUGUAAUAAUAUCUUAUUACUUAUUUUAAAUAUUGUGACAAACUAAACAAAUAUUCAUUUUCCCUGUGGUUUCUCCUCCCCCCCCCCCCCCCCCCCCCCCACUUUCCUCCCUGCAUAGAAAUAUAUAUGUAGAACAAAGGCCUCAUAAUGUUGUUAGGCAUCUGCAUUUUAUAAUCUUGACAACAUGUAGGCAAGUAUUUCUUGGCUAUAUAAUUAUAUUAUAACUUUGUGUUGUAUGUUAUGCAUUGAAUGCAGUAAAAGUUAUUCAUAUUCAACACACCGACAAAUUUGCAGGGUGUUUGCAGUAGUAAAUGUGUUAAUAAAAGAAUUAAUAAUGACACUCGACACAUUUUUAUUGGAGAUAUGGCAUUGGACAUAUAGUUAAAGACCACAUAGUGAGAGAGGGGAAACCCACUGCUACUAUUAAUUAAAUAAUCAAUAAUAGCUAUAUACUAACACUAUCCAGCCGCUUGCAGAAUUUACACUGUACAAUUCCGCCGAUCCCGUCAAUGGUUGGAACGACAGAAUUAUUCUGCCCUUUAUUGGAUAAAUUGCCAAUAACGCUAAAAUUAACUCUUUAAAAUAAUAAAAUAUAUUAUUUUAGCUAACUAUACUUAAUUUUACAUAUUUUAUAACUUUUAGAAGACAUUUCUCGUUCUUUAAAAACACAUAAAUACAUAAUCAGCUAAAAAUAGCACUUUACCUUUGCACGGUGAAUGUCGUCUGCAAAACAGCUGUUUAUAACGGGAAGUAUUUCAGAACAAGGCUCUGGCACCAUUUUAGUAUAACAUAUAUGUUACGAGCUACUAUUGCUAAUCUUCGAUCUUAUUUCCACUUAGAAACUCCUAACUUCUGUCAUACGGUAAUAAAUACCUCCAUUAAUGCUAAACAAAUGUCGUAUAAAUUGUGAAUAAUUCAACUUGCCACUGAAAUAAGUGUAAACAAACGUUCUUGUUUGAUUCUAUUAAAGGUGCAUUAUCUUCCAAUACGAACGUCAACAAUAAUGCAGAUAUUAUUUAUAAAAUACACCACUGGUAACGUCACAUAUCCUUACACUAUUUCAUGGGCUACACUUUUCGAUCAGCAGCAAGGGGUCUUUCAUAUGCAUCAUACCACAGACAGGAUAGUACAUAUCAUGGCUUUUGGGAAGCAACUCAAAUGGGCCCAAGCCUGCUUACACAUCAGCACUUGUUAAUGAAGUAUGCAACGCAUUUUUAUAGGUUUAUAUGAACCUAGCAUUAUGUGUAUUUUAGUCAAGACUUUGAAGUAUGAUCAUAUCCCAUUUAAUCCAUAUAUAAUUAAGGACUAAUGUAAUCACAUCCUGCAAAUCCACCAGUUAUAGUUGCAUACAUUCUAAUCACCUUGUUUUGUGUUAUUAACAUCUUUCUGGUUUCUGAAUAAAAUGAUGAAAAUAAUUUUGAAAGAAAUCAUAUGAACAAGUUAACAGAGAAAGAAUUGGUGUCAAUCAAGUCUUGUGAAUCACUUUAUUUUUUAAUAAAUAUUGUUUGAACAUU